AUGUUAAACGAAUAAAAGUUUUUAAAAGACCCAAAGCAAUAUAGAUUGUACUUGAUAUAUCAUCUUAGCUUGAAUUUAACGCAUGGAUUAUGUAUUUGCUUUUAUUACAUUCAUAACCUGAUAAAUGGGUAAUUACUAUUCCCAUUUGCAAGUUUUUCAAGCUCAUAUUUAUUUUUGAUUUUUAUUCUAAGUUUAGUUACUUCAAUUCUUUAUGUAAUUGUUCUACCUAAAGUGAUUGUUUUAAAUAAAAACAGCAGGAAAGACUGUAAAAAAUCAUUGAAAUCAUUUUAAAAAUAAAAAUUGAAUACCUAUCUGAACUCAACUCAAUAAUUUAUCAAUAUGUUAUAUGUUUUAGGAAUUUGGCUAGUAGUAUGGAAUUCCUUUACUAAUUCUAAUGCAGAAUUUCAAGCUGUUAUGUAAAAUAUAUAAUGUAUUUUUUAAAAUAGAAAUUCAUUAAAUAUUUUGUGUUCCAUUCACUUUUUGAAACUAUUUAUAAAAUUGUAUUUAGAUAAUUGGCUGUAGAAAUGCAUAAAAGAGGAGGAAUAAUUUCAACCUCUAUAAAUUUAUUAAUGGAUUGAAUAAUCUGAGAUUACCAAAGUUCACUGUUUAAUAUGUUCUGAUUCGUUCAAAUUCGAAGAUCACAUAGGUUAAUAUUUUUGUAUAGGAAAACACCAAUUUCAUAAACACUGCUUAAAUAAAUGGAUAUAAUUGUCAUCUGAUAACAAAUAGAUUUGUCCUUACUGCAAAUAAAGGUCUCAAAAGAAACAAUGCGAAUGA
This is a messenger RNA of Paramecium octaurelia, 777 nucleotides long. The record is from the annotation of a GenBank genome assembly. Lineage: Eukaryota; Ciliophora; Oligohymenophorea; Peniculida; Parameciidae.